Molecule: messenger RNA, 3346 nt
Organism: Sciurus carolinensis (gray squirrel)
Lineage: Eukaryota; Metazoa; Chordata; Mammalia; Rodentia; Sciuridae
Gene: Znf334
Product: zinc finger protein 334
Exons: 6
Coding region: 793-2925 (710 amino acids)
Biological process (GO): negative regulation of transcription by RNA polymerase II
Molecular function (GO): RNA polymerase II cis-regulatory region sequence-specific DNA binding; DNA-binding transcription repressor activity, RNA polymerase II-specific
Source: RefSeq, a predicted model, not a curated record
UUCAGGCUUCCCGCGUCCUGGUGUCAUCUUGGCCUGGUGCGGACUGACAGCAAAGCGGGUGUGCCCGCGAGUUAGGAGAAGGGCUGGCGGCGAGUCCAGCGCACGCGGGGGUUGGCGGGAAAGGUGGGGCCGGGCGCAGCCGGCUUCGGGUCCGCGGAGGUGGACGCGCGUCCCUCCCGUGGGGGCCCGCCGCGGGGUUCCGAAGAUCGGAAGCCGGGCAGCUAGGGCAGCGCUGGGCUCCUGUCCCGCAGGCCUCGCGGCGGGCUCGCUGCCGCGCUUCUUUAGCUGAAGACGGUGCUCUGUGAAGGGGAAAGGAUUGUGCUUGAAGUGCUAAAGUCUGAUCCAGAAGUUCCCAGGUGCCCCGGGACCUGCACCCAUGGAGUACUGUGCACAGGUCAACAGAGCUUCAGUUCAGCUUUCAGAAGGACGUGAGCUGCGAUUGAGGGAAUGGGCAGAAGGCACUUCACUGGAGGAUCUGCGAGGUCUUGGUUGGAGGGACGGACGGGGAACUGGCCAUUGCUAGGGAAAUGGUUUCUCUAUCACUUCCUAAACUCAUCCAUGCCAUUCCCUGUGAUCUCCACUGCUUGUUUAUUCUGAGCUGCUCAAAGCAUGACCAUCACCACUCCUGGGAUUUAUUGAAUUUUCCCUGUAUAGAAUCACACAGUGGAGGAGUUAUAAAUUGGCGGUAACUCAGUAGAAAACCUUUGUUCACGUUCAUUCAGAGAAUCUCCAUGUGGGGAAAAAAAAAAAAGAAAAGGAGAGAAGCUCUUUGCCAUCAAUUCAGAACUAUAAAUGGACAUUCCCCAACCUGUUGCUUCUGUUCCAGCUCUGCUUUCACCAUUCUUGGCCCUUUCUCAAGAGCGCCUGAAAAUGAAUAAGCCCCAGAGGUCAGUUUCAUUCAAGGACCUGACUGUGAACUUCACCCAUGAAGAGUGGCAACAGCUGGACCCUGACCAGCGGCUCCUGUACAGGGAUGUGAUGUUGGAGAACUACAGCAACCUCAUCUCAGUGGGGUUUCAUGUUAGCAAACCAGAUGUGAUCUUCAAAUUGGAGCAAGGAGAAGAACCAUGGAUAGUGGAGGAAAUCUCAAAGGAGAGCUACACAGAAGAUGAUGAUGCCUCAGAGAAGGACAAGGAAAUUCAAGACAAACAUUUAAGACAGAAUGCAUCCUUCAACAGCAAAACACUCAUUACAAAAAGAAUGAAUGCAUUUGGAAAAAUGUAUACCCUGGGCAUGAAUCUUGUUCCCUCAAGAAAAAUACCCUACAAAUGUGAUCCAGGUGGAAACAGUUUGAAAACUAAUUCAGAAGUAAUUGCGGCAAAGAAAAGCGAAGAAAAUAAAAAGGUUCCUGAUGAACACAGUGGAUGUCAGAAGGCCCUACUUCAUGCUAAGCAUGUGAAAAGUCAUUCUGGAGUGAAAAAAUGCAACUAUAAUCAAGCUAUAGAAGCUGGCAGUCAAGAGGAAGAUCUUAUUUUGUACCAGAACAUUCAGACUUUGAAACAACCUUUUGACCAUAAUAAAUGUGGGAAACCCUUCUUCAGCAGGGUAGUCCUAUCUGCCCAGAAGAGGGAAUGUGCUGAAAAGAAGCUAAAUGAAUGUGACGAAUGCAGGAAGACCUUUUCUAAGAGGUCCACCCUCAUUGUCCAUCAGAGAAUUCACACAGGAGAGAGACCGUAUGUUUGUGACGAUUGUAGGAAAACCUUCCGUGUGAAGACCAGCCUCACUCGACACCAAAGAAUUCAUACUGGAGAGAGACCCUACGAAUGCAGUGAAUGUGGGAAAGCCUUCAUUGACAAAUCUGCCCUCAUUGUACAUCAGAAAAUUCACGGAGGGGAGAAAUCCUAUGAGUGUAAUGAAUGUGGAAAGACCUUUUUUCGGAAGUCAGCCCUCGCUGAGCAUUUCAGGUCACACACGGGAGAGAAACCUUAUGAAUGUGAGGAAUGUGGGAAUGCCUUUGGCAAGAAGUCUUACCUCAUGGUACAUCAAAGAACUCACAGAGGAGAGAAGCCAAAUGAGUGUAAGGAAUGUGGGAAAACCUUCUUCUGUCAGUCAGCGCUCACUGCACAUCAGAGAAUUCACACGGGAGAAAAACCCUAUGAAUGUAGUGAAUGUGAGAAAACCUUCUUCUGCCAGUCAGCCCUCAACGUGCAUCGAAGAAGUCACACAGGGGAGAAGCCCUAUGAAUGCAGUCAGUGUGGAAAGUUUUUAUGCACUAAAUCAGCCCUCAUGGCACAUCAGGUAAUUCACAGAGGAAAGAAGUCUUAUGAAUGCAAUGAAUGUGGCAAGUUUUUCUGCCAUAAAUCAACACUCACUAUACAUCAGAGAACCCACACAGGAGAAAAGCAGGAUGUGUUUAAUAAAUGCAGUGGAACAUCCGUGGUGAAACCGAACUGCAGUGAACAUAAGAGAAUGGACACAAAGGAGAAUCUGUUUGAGUGUCAUGAACACGGGCAUGCAGCCAGCAGAAGCUCACGCCUCUUUGCACAUCAGAGGACCAUGUGGGAGAGACCCUAUGCAUGUAGUGAGUGUGGGAGGACCUACUGCAGGAAGUCAGCGCUCACUCACCAUCAGAGAACCCACUCAGGGGAGAGACCCUAUGAGUGUAAUGAGUGUGGGAAAACCUUCUGCCAGAAGUUCUCCUUCACUGAACAUCAGCGAACUCACACUGGGGAGAAACCAUAUGAAUGUAGCGAAUGUGGGAAAUCCUUCUGCCAUAAGUCUGCCUUCAGAGUACACCAGAGAAUUCACACAGGAGAAAAACCAUAUGAAUGUAACGAGUGUGGGAAAACCUACCGUCGGCUCUGGACUCUCACUGAGCAUCAGAAAAUACACACAGGAGAAAAACCCUAUGAAUGUAACACAUGUGAGAAGACAUUCCGCCACAAAUCAAACUUCCUUUUACAUAAGAAAACUCAUAAGGAAUAAGUUCAGCAAGGAAACACAUCAAAUGAUUUACAUAAAGCUAGAACUCUGAAUAUGCAUGGGGAAAGGAAAUCUUUUCAGUGUAAGGAGCGUGGGAAAUUUUUCUGCCACAGGUCAGCCCUCACUAUAGUAUCAGAGUUCACACAGGCUAAAAACAAUCUGCUUAAUACAUGUGGUAUGACAUUCAGUGUGAACUGUGAAAACGCUCAAUUCACACAUUAUGCCAAGUGUGCCUCCCUUUAAAAAAAAAAAGAAACCAACAUUAUUUAAGUUCAUUACUUUAUCGUUCUCUUCAGUGUCACUUGAAAAUGUGUCAGCAGGUGUGAGGGUCUAAUCUUCCUUUCAAAUCAAUACCAGUUUUUCUUAUGAUUCAUGAUUAACUGAUAAUUUACAGAUUUAUGGUGUAUUAAAUCCUCAGACAGCU